AUGGGGUCACACACACUGAGGGAUCGUGAAAUAGAUGACCUAUUGCACCAAUAUGAUAGUGAAGACGGAUUAGAAGACGAUGAUGACAGCGUCAUUGAUCCAGAUUUUCAGCCGUUAUUAGAAGAUUUAGAAAUAUUUUCUGAUUGUGAAGAAGAUACUGCAGUUGAUAUAGAUUCAAUUAUCAAAGAAUCUGAACGCAGUGAGCCUGUUGCUGGCGCCUCGUCUUCAGAUCCUGGACAGCAAGAGAGCCAUUCAAAUAAAGCUACCACUAAUAAAAAAGGAAAAAAGCGACAAUUACAAUGGAAAAAGAAAAACCUAGUUCUAAACGACCAGCAGUUGCGAUUUACAGGAAAUACUACUUUACCACCUAAUUUACUUGAGCUUGAUACACCAAUUCAAUUCUUUUUAUAUUUUUUUCCCAAAGAAUUGAUAACUUUUAUUACAGCACAAACAAAUCUCUACAUAAUACAAAAAAAUCCUAACCAAUCCUUUCAAAUUACCGAUACCGAUAUCCAGCAAUUUAUUGGAGCAACUUAUCUGAUGUCAUUGAUAAAAUUGCCAAGAGUAACCAGUCAUUGGAACACAACUAUUGGUACACCCAUGAUUCAAGAAAUAAUGCCGAAGCAAAAAUUUGAAAAAAUUAGACAGUAUAUCCAUUUCAAUGACAAUUCUAAUUUACCCCCACGUAAUUCAGCUAAUGGUGACAGGCUUUUCAAAAUUAGACCUAUCGUAGAAACUUUGAAUAGGACUUUUAGUACAGUUCCAUUGGAGACAUACCUUUGUGUGGACGAACAGAUUUGCUCCACUAAGGCAAGAUGUAAUUUGAAAAGAUACAAUCCCAAAAAACCACACAAAUGGGGUUAUAAGAUUUUUGUACUAAGUGGGGUCUCAGGUUUUGCCUAUAAAAUUGAACCUGAAACAGGAGCUGAAAAUGUUGUGCUUCCUGAUGAACCAGAUUUAGGAGCAUCUUCAAACGUAGUCGUCAGAAUGGCGCGGGGCAUACCAAGGCAUCAGAAUUAUCAACUUUAUUUUGAUAAUUACUUUACUUCCUUGGCAUUACUGGAGUACUUAGCUAAAGAGGAAGACGUCAUCGCCUCCAUGUUAGCGCGUCUCCGCGGCUCCCCCAACGGAAUGCUGAGUGUGUUUGUUGAAAGGUGGAACACGCCAAUAUUCUAUAAAUGGGUAGAAAACCUUGCAAAGCAAUUGAAAGAAAGUGGAGAGAAUGUGAGGGAAACAGCAGUUAUGACCAAAAUACUUGGUACUCUACCUGCAAAGUAUAGAACCCUCCGUCAAGCUUGGUUGUCGUUAGACCCUUCAAUACAAAAUAAUAUAUUAUGA
This is a messenger RNA of Danaus chrysippus (African queen), 1338 nucleotides long. NCBI's taxonomy places the organism in Eukaryota, Metazoa, Arthropoda, Insecta, Lepidoptera, Nymphalidae. The record is from the annotation of a GenBank genome assembly.